Messenger RNA from Didymella exigua CBS 183.55, 1500 nucleotides. RefSeq lists its product as uncharacterized. Gene Ontology annotation, cellular component: extracellular region. The record is from RefSeq and is a predicted model, not a curated record. NCBI's taxonomy places the organism in Eukaryota, Fungi, Ascomycota, Dothideomycetes, Pleosporales, Didymellaceae. Bases 1 to 1500 code for a protein of 499 amino acids. The transcript has 3 exons.
AUGAAGUGGACUACCAUUGCAACCGCUCUCGCUGCCGUGCCUUUGGCAUCGGCUGCCAGCUACUCGAAGGAGCAGUACCGCUCUGGUGAAGUCAUGGAGAAGAUGAUGAUGGCCAAGGAGGGUGCUUGGGCUAAGCAGCGCGCUGCUGGUGCUUACGACCAGAAGAAGUGGAAGAACUUCCAUAAGAAGCGUGCCAACAAGAACAAGAUUGAGUGCAAAAACGGUCGCGUUGAGGCCGUCAAGGGCGACGCCGAUCAGACAUACAAGUGCAAGAACAUCACGCACGAGGAACUUGGCAACCCGCCUCCUGUUUCUGAGGGUUCUGGCUCGUGGGGAUGGACACACAAGGGCCGCGAGUUUAUUGCCAUUGGUCAGACCAACGGCACUGCAUUUGCGGAGGUCACCAAGCAGGGCCAGCUUGAGUACCUUGGUCGUCUGCCCGCUCAGGCGUCGCCAGUCAUUUGGCACGAGAUGAAGAGCCUUGGCGAUUACCUCUUUGUCGGUUCCGAGGGUGCAGGCCACGGAGUACAGAUCUUCGAUUUCAAGAAGCUCCUCAAGCUCGACCCCAAGAAGCCUAAGACCUUCAACACAGCGACCGACCUCACUGCUUGGUUCAACGACCUCACUGAGGGUGCUGGUGUUGUCGGCCGCUCCCACAACGUCGUCACCAACGAGGAGAAGGGUUACGCCGUGGCUGUUGGCUCCGGUGGACGUGUAGGCCGUAACGACACUUGUGCUGGCGGUCUCAUCUUCAUCAACGUUGAUGAUAUCACCAAGCCCUACAAAGAGGGCUGCGCCCCCCAGGACGGCUAUGUCCACGAUGCUCAGUGCAUCGUUUACCGUGGACCCCACAAGAAGUACUACGGCCGUGACAUCUGCUACGGCUACAACGAGGACACUUUGACCAUCUACGAUGUCACCAACAAGAAGGGCUUUAACGCCUCGACCAUCAUCUCGCGCACACCAUACAAGGGCGCUUCUUACACGCACCAGGGCUGGGUCCUCGACCCCUACUGGCAGACCCACCUCGUUAUGGAUGACGAGCUGGAUGAGGGCGAGAUCGACGGCGGUAUCGACACCGAUCCUGAGUCCGUCGCUAAGGAUGGCUACCCCGCGACCUACAUCUGGGACAUCACUAACCUCGAGGCCCCCAAGAACUCCGGCUACUACAAGUCCACCACCCGUGCCGUCGACCACAACCAGUUCGUGCAUGACGGUCUCGCCUACCAGUCCAACUACCAGGCCGGCCUUCGCAUUCUCGACGUCAGCUCUAUUCCCCGGUUUAGCGAUGGCUCGAAGGUCACCGAGGUGGCGUAUUUCGAUGUCUUCCCCGGUGACGAUGCGGUUCCCGGCGGUGGUCAGGCGAUCUGGGAUGCUGGCACAUGGUCUCACUACACUUUCCCCAGCGGGUACACGGUCAUCAACACCAUUGACCGUGGUGCGUUUGUUGUCAAGCCCACGUUUGGUCGUGGCAAGGGCAAGUACUUCGGCCAGUACUAG